UUUAAACAUUAUUAUCUACUCUUAACAUAUAACUUAUACACCGCCUAUAAUGCACUUCCACUCUGUUGCUAGUACCUUAUUUGCCCUAGCUAUAGCUGUUAGCGCUACGCCUAUCCCGGAGGCGAAGAACUAUCUAGCAGCCCGCGACGCCCUGGCUGAGCUGCAGCCCCGGAAAUUCAGAGUUUGUGCACCACUGUUUGCCAACUGCGGUAUCACCAGAGGGAAGCUGCCUUGCUGCGCGAACUUAUAUUGCAAAAGUGGAGCCUGUGCAUCACCUCGAAUCCACCCGACCCGAUGGGGUUAUUAAAGCCUAGGAUUACUUUAAAAGAACGUAAGUUGUUAAGCUUUUGUUAAAGAGUGUUAUAUCUAGCUAAUUCUACUAGCAUCGUCCUCUAUCUUGUUGAGAACUCCUGAUAGAGUGUUAUGACCCAACAAGUUACAGGCAAAGCUGCCCCACUAGACAAGCACAACCAGCGGGCGGCAUGGCAUUUGUACAGAACCAAGUGACAGGUCAGACAGAUGACUCCUCAGACAUAGAAGAACUAUAGUGGAAGUCACAUGAAGAUAAUGAAAGUAAUUACACAAUAAGGUGAUCACAUGGCAACAUUCACAUCACGUCAUGUGGCAAAGCUUGCCUUCAUUUAUUUAAUAA
Messenger RNA from Colletotrichum navitas, 652 nucleotides. RefSeq lists its product as uncharacterized. Bases 50 to 307 code for a protein of 85 amino acids. The transcript has a single exon. NCBI's taxonomy places the organism in Eukaryota, Fungi, Ascomycota, Sordariomycetes, Glomerellales, Glomerellaceae. The record is from RefSeq and is a predicted model, not a curated record.